GUGGAAAUCAAAUCAAAACAAAAUGCGCAAAAUAUAUUCAGCGAGUCCACCGUUUUUCAUCAUUCCUUUUUCGUCGGUUUCCCCUGUCACAUUUUGGGCCUCAGUUCGGCGAGAUAAUCCGUGAGCAGCGGUUUGGUUUUUAUCUCCGAAAGUGGGAUCCUAAAAAUUAACUAUUUUCAAGUCUAGUGGGCACUAUUAAAAUUACUGCAGUAGAAGUAAAGGAAGAUCAAAGUGCAUGGCAAAAGUGCAUUAAACCCGAAAGAAGCUUUAAACAAAUAUAUUUUUCAUUCCAAUACACGCACACAACGAAAAGCUAAAGAAGUUGAUUUGGAAGCAAAACAAAGAAAAAUGCUGAUUUUCUAUGCGAAAUACGCAUUUCUCUUUUGGUUUUUCGUGGGAAGCAAUCAAGGUGAAGUGCUGAUAAUGGACCAAAUCUUCCAAGAUGAAAAGCUGCUCACUGUGACCGCGUGUACGCAGAACUGCCUGGAAAAGGGCCAGAUGGACUUUCGAAACUGCUUCAAGGACUGCAGGCAUAAUGGGACAGCUCCCGGAGCUCUACGCAAAGUGCAGGAUAACUUCCAGAUGAACAUGCUGUGUCGCACAGAGUCCGAGAUUGUUUUCCACAUCGAUUGGGUGCAGCACAGCAGGGGAAAUGAGUCGGCCCCAAAUGUCACUUACAUAAUCAAGGUGGAUGUGGAUGCCAGCAAGGAGGAUAUUCCAGAGACCAAACUUUACCUGUCUGAUGAUAACUUUCUGAUCCUUCCGGGCCUGGAAUCCAACUCGAGCUACAAUGUCACCGCAAUGGCGAUGCACGGGGAUGCCAGCUACUCGCUGAUAGCCAAGGACCAGACCUUCGCCACCCUCAUACGAGGCUACCAACCCAGCAAAAUGGGAGAAGUGAAUCUAAUGCGAUUUGUCCCCCAGUCGGGUGAACUGCAUCACGUUGCUGCUGAGAUCGAGUGGCAGCCAUCGGCAGAACAAAACUGCUACUUUGACAUGGUGUCCUAUUCGACCAACAGCGUGAAUAUGGACGAGCCGCGGGUGGUGCAAUUCCGGGAUCGAAGAAGGCUAUACAGGCACACGGUGGACAACCUGGAGUUCGACAAACACUAUCGCGUGGGCGUGAGAACAGUCAACAUAAUGAACCGACUUGAGAGCGCUGUGCGAUGGCUGCCGGUCGUGGCUCCAAGCUGCUUAGAUUGGUAUCCCUUCAACUACACCCUCUGCCCUCCUCAUAAGCCGGAGAAUCUGAGUGUGACGCAGGAGCAGUAUUUGCCGAAUACCUUGGCUCUGAACAUUUCCUGGUCGCGCCCCAGUCACCUGCCGGAUAACUACACCCUCCAUAUCUUCGAUCUGUUUAAGGGAGGUAAGGAUAUAAACUUCACUCUGGACCAAAACAAGAGCCACUUCUUCGUGCCCAGGAUCACGGUGCUGGGCUCCCAUUUCGAAGUGCAUUUGGUGGCGCAGUCGGCAGGCGGCAAGAAUGUCUCCGGCUUGACUCUGGAUAAGGUGCCGCGAGAUGUCUGGCUGAGUGAGGGCAACCUGGUUAAGCUGAUACUCUUUAUUAUCGUCCCCAUUUUCUGCAUUUUGAUGCUGUGCUGCGUGACCUUCUGCAGACGGAAUCGGUCGGAUGUUCAGGCCUUGCAAAUGGAGGCCAAGAAUGCCAAGGCCAGUGACUUCCACAUCUCGCUGAUGGACAGCAGUGGCCUGUUGGUCAGCCUGUCGGCCAACGAGAGCCUGGAUAUAAAGGACGAACUGGAGGUGGAGCCCCAUUCGGUGCUGCUCCAAGAUGUCCUGGGCGAGGGAGCCUUCGGUUUGGUGCGUCGCGGAGUUUACAAGAAGCGCCAGGUGGCCGUCAAAUUGUUGAAAGACGAACCGAAUGACGAGGACGUGUAUGCAUUCAAGUGCGAGAUCCAAAUGCUCAAAGCCGUGGGCAAACACCCAAAUAUAGUCGGUAUCGUAGGAUACUCAACUCGUUUCAGCAAUCAGAUGAUGUUGCUUAUUGAAUACUGCAGCCUUGGAAGCCUGCAGAAUUUCCUACGGGAGGAGUGGAAGUUCCGGCAAGAGCAAAAUGCCAUUGGCCUGAAGAAGAACCUGGAGCAGAAUGUGGACAACCGAAGGGGCCACCGUCGUAGUUCCAUCCAUGACCGCAUAGAAGACAUCAACAACUCGAUGUUGUCCACCGUGGAGGAGGAGAGUGAAGCGGACCAGACACAAACCAGCAGUCGGGUGGAGACCUACACCCUCACUCGGAUCACAAAUGCAGCCGACAACAAGGGUUACGGACUGGAGGACAUUGAAAACAUCGGGGGUAGUGAUAUUCCGAGGGAUCUGACUAAACAGAAGCUAGGACCAGAGCUCAGGAAAGAGCCUAGAAAGGAACUAAAAAUCGAGGACAAGAAGCGAACCUUCGAGAACAAGGAAUAUUUUGAUUGCCUCGACUCGUCAGAUGCAAAACCGAGAAUACCACUGAAAUAUGCAGAUCUGCUGGACAUUGCCCAACAAGUGGCGGUUGGAAUGGAAUUCCUGGCCCAAAACAAAGUAGUGCACCGUGAUCUGGCUGCCCGCAAUGUUCUGAUUUCCCUAGAUCGCAGCAUUAAGAUUGCAGAUUUUGGGCUAAGUCGAGAUGUGUAUCAUGAGAAUGUGUACCGGAAGUCCGGAGGAAGUGGCAAACUGCCCAUCAAGUGGCUGGCCCUGGAGUCCCUCACCCACCAGGUGUACACCAGCCAGAGCGACGUAUGGUCGUUUGGAGUGCUGCUCUAUGAGAUCACCACGCUAGGCGGAAUGCCGUACCCAUCGGUGUCACCCAGUGAUCUCCUCCAGCUUCUGCGCCACGGUCACCGGAUGAAGCGACCCGAGGGAUGCACAGAGGAAAUGUUCUCUGUGAUGGAAAGUUGCUGGAAUUCAGUGCCAUCACACAGACCCACAUUUUCCGGCCUGAAGGAGAGACUAGGAGCCAUGAUAUCGGCCACAAAGGAUGUGCCAGAAAGGCUGAAGCAACUGCACGCUGCAACUGAAUCAAAAUUAAAGUCCUCUGACAUUCUUCCAAGUAAGGUGGAUCAACUGCCCUGCGAGGAGGAGCCAUACUUAGAGCCCUUGAAUUAGUCUCCAUUAGUUUUAGAAGAUGAAUAAUGAGUGCAAUACCAUAUUGUUGGAGAACUUAUUGUAUCGUAGAAUUCCAGUUCCGAAUCAGACAACGCUGAAAGGCAGAAAACUCUAAAUGGAAAUAAAAAGUAAGAUAGAUUAAGAAAA
This is a messenger RNA of Drosophila takahashii, 3252 nucleotides long. It is a transcript of the gene tor, whose product is annotated as tyrosine protein kinase receptor torso. Gene Ontology annotation, molecular function: ATP binding; protein binding; transmembrane receptor protein tyrosine kinase activity. Lineage: Eukaryota; Metazoa; Arthropoda; Insecta; Diptera; Drosophilidae. Gene Ontology annotation, cellular component: plasma membrane; signaling receptor complex. Gene Ontology annotation, biological process: protein phosphorylation; cell surface receptor protein tyrosine kinase signaling pathway; positive regulation of kinase activity. The record is from RefSeq and is a predicted model, not a curated record.